This is a messenger RNA of Triticum dicoccoides, 1364 nucleotides long. Its product is annotated as phytosulfokine receptor 1-like. The coding region runs from base 27 to 1364 and encodes 445 amino acids. The record is from RefSeq and is a predicted model, not a curated record. Gene Ontology annotation, molecular function: protein binding. NCBI's taxonomy places the organism in Eukaryota, Viridiplantae, Streptophyta, Magnoliopsida, Poales, Poaceae. The transcript is spliced from 4 exons.
ACUUGCCAAUCACUCACUCGACCUCAAUGAAUCCCAUGGCCAAAUGCUGCCUACUGCUCCUCCCCAUCUUCUUCUUGGCAUUUCUCUUGCCCGAGGCGCACGCGACUUCGUGCCACCCCGCCGACCUUCGCGCACUGCAGGACUUUGUUAGGAACCUCAGCGGUGGGGGUGUCCUCCUCCAGGCCACAUGGUUCGGCGCCGCAUGCUGCAGCUGGGAAGGCGAUGGUAUUAUUGGCGAGUUCAAGAGCCUCGAGGUGCUGGCCCUUGGUGAUUGUGCUCUCAAGGGCAGGGUUCCGGAAUGGUUGUCUCAAUGCAAGAAAAUGGAGGUGCUUGAUUUGUCUGGCAACCAAUUGGUGGGCGCCAUCCCAUCGUGGAUUGGUGAGCUUCACCACCUUUGCUACUUGGAUCUCUCAAACAAUUCAUUGGUUGGCGAUGCACCUAAGAGUUUGGCACUGCUAAAGGGGCUCGCCCCUAAUGGGCGUUCACCGGGCAUGGUUUUCGCUAACAUGCCGUUGUAUGUGAAGCAUAACAGAAUCACACUCGGACGACGACUUAACGAGCUCCCAAAUGUCAUAACAGGGAUCAACAAUGUUGUGAGAUCUGGGAGCAAGAAUGUUAUAUGUGGGAACGACAACACUGUCAUAUUUGGGGAUGAAAACACCAUAUCCGGGAAUGAAAACACCGUAUCUGGGAACAAUCAUGUCGUAUAUGGGAGUAAGCAUGUCGUAUCUGGGAGCAGGCAUGUCAUAACUGGGAGAAACAGUUUUGUAUCCGGGAGCUACAAUAACGUAUCUGGGAUUUACCAUGUCGUAUCUGGGAGUAACAAUGUAGUAUUUGGGAGCAACAAUUCUGUAUCUGGGAGGAACCAUAUUGUAUCUGGGGACAACAAGCACGCUCUGCUCCGUCCUCCUCGUCGUCAUCCUCGUGGCCGGUGUGGUCCUCUUCGUCGCCUAGCUCAGCCUCCGCCCGUGCUACGCCCUCGCCUCUUCUCCCUCUCCAGCCUGGUCCCGAGCAGGCAGGCCGCCUUCAACAUGUCGGACCGCAAUCUUAACCGGCACAUCGACAUCUACUAUGACGGUGCCACGCGGGCGUCACUCCGCUUCUACGACCCGCUGGUGGCCUCCGGCCCGGCCUUCCACGCCGGCUGUAUACGCCAAGUCUUCGGCUGUGUCUGUGUUGCUCACGUCUGGGUUCGAGGCACCCAGAGUCCUUCCUGGUUGAGAUCGGUGGGACGUAAGCUCGGGCUGUGGACUAUGGGCCAACUAGGUCGGUAUCCUCUAGUUCAGGACACCGUCACCGAACAGUCCAGUCAGUUGCAUGACCGAUUCCGACCAGAUGUUAAGUCUCUGCGUGGACUUAUGUAA